AUGCUCACGACGUGCAUCUGCAUCCUGGCGGUGGAUUUCCACGCUUUCCCGCGCCGCUUCGCGAAGACCGAGACGUUUGGGACAGGCCUGAUGGACGUGGGGGUGGGGAGCUUCGUUGCCACCUCAGCCAUCACCAGGGGUUUCAGGGGCGCCAGCCGGACGGGCGACGCUCGUGCAGUCAAGUGUUCCAGGUUUCGACGUGAAGCAACACGCGCCGCCAUGCUGCUCCUGCUGGGCGUGCUGCGCCUGCUGAGCACGAGGGGCGUGGACUACCAGUCCCACGCCAGCGAGUACGGCGUGCACUGGAACUUCUUCUUCACGUUGGGCACGCUGCGGCUGGCGGUGUCAGUCGCCGAGGGCCUGGGCGCCGGGCGAGGGCUCCUGGCCCCCGGUCUGGUGGGCAUGGGCAUCCUGGCAGCGCACCAGUAUGCACUGCAGCGCCUGGGCUGGCUGGCCUGGAUCCACGCCGAGCAGCGCACGCUGGGCUCCCUCCUCUCCGCCAACAAGGAGGGCCUGGGCUCCCUGCCCGGCUACCUGGCACUCCACCUCCUGUCCCUGAGCCUGGGCGCCGGACUGAGGCGCACGGCCGCCAACGCGAGGCCCCUGGCCGUUGGCGCGGCCCUGGCCCUGGCCCUCCAGGCCGCCUUUCUCUGCUCGGCGGCACGCCUGCAGCCCGUCUCCCGCCGCGCCUGCAACGCGCCCUACGUCGCCUGGACCCUGGCCCUCAACGCUCAGGCGGUGCUCGGCUUCGCGGGCGGCGCGGCGCUGGCGGACAACGUCCUGCCCGCGGCCCUCUCCGCGCUCAGCGGCCGCAUGCUGCCCGUCUUCCUGGCGGCCAAUCUGGCCACCGGCGCGGUGAACUGGGGCAUGGACACGCUGGGCGCGGGGGACUGGACUGCCCGCGCCGUGCUCGCAGUUUAUGCUUCUGGUAUCCUGCUGGCUGCGCAGGCUGGAUGGCAAGUGGGGCGGGGCGCCGGGACAUGA
Messenger RNA from Auxenochlorella protothecoides, 984 nucleotides. RefSeq names its product GPI-anchored wall transfer protein 1. The record is from RefSeq and is a predicted model, not a curated record. NCBI's taxonomy places the organism in Eukaryota, Viridiplantae, Chlorophyta, Trebouxiophyceae, Chlorellales, Chlorellaceae. The transcript is spliced from 3 exons. Bases 1 to 984 code for a protein of 327 amino acids. Gene Ontology annotation, cellular component: endoplasmic reticulum; membrane. Gene Ontology annotation, biological process: protein localization to plasma membrane; GPI anchor biosynthetic process. Gene Ontology annotation, molecular function: glucosaminyl-phosphatidylinositol O-acyltransferase activity.